Messenger RNA from Dichomitus squalens LYAD-421 SS1, 4525 nucleotides. Its product is annotated as Pkinase-domain-containing protein. The transcript is spliced from 9 exons. NCBI's taxonomy places the organism in Eukaryota, Fungi, Basidiomycota, Agaricomycetes, Polyporales, Polyporaceae. The record is from RefSeq and is a predicted model, not a curated record. Bases 78 to 4136 code for a protein of 1352 amino acids. Gene Ontology annotation, biological process: protein phosphorylation; intracellular signal transduction; microtubule cytoskeleton organization. Gene Ontology annotation, molecular function: tau-protein kinase activity; ATP binding; protein serine/threonine kinase activity. Gene Ontology annotation, cellular component: signal peptidase complex; membrane; cytoplasm.
AUACACUCAGUGCAGAUAGUCCGCGACCUCUGCGAUUUCUUCUGCCAUCUAUCUAUCCUCCCUCGGAAUCUCACAAUAUGAGUGACAUCCUGCAACAGUACCUUGAGGGCAAGAUUGAUUUUGAGGGGCAGAAGCUCGUAGAGCAGAUUUCCAGGAAUAUCCUCAUCGUUGCUACAGCAGUGUCAUUCGUCGCUGGUUUCGCGACACAGUCACUACAAGUCUUGUUCGGCGUAUUCGCAGCGUUUGUCGUGACAUUGAGCUUGUGCCGCCUGUGUGAGGCGCUCGACGGGGCCGUGCGGCGAAUUAACGCCUCCGCCAUCAACCUCCAUUGCCAUCGCCCACAAAGUACCUCACGUCGCCCAGCUCGUCUUCGACAACCGCGCUGCGGGUGGAUGGACGUAUAUCCUGCUGGUCUAGGCUCCUCCAAUACCUCAGAAGGUCUUCCGACUCCUACGCACGGUGGUCUAGUCGGCGGCCCUGAAUACGACGUGCCCAUCACCCAGAAGCCGAUUACCCAGGGACCUACAUCUACACCCCACACCCCUGACACGCGACAUACGCCCACGAUGGAGCGUGCAGAGAGGACAGAGAGAUAUAGCCAAGCAAGGCCUCAGUCGACGUCGCAAAGGCCCCGCCCCGUGUCAAUGCCACCUCAGGCGUACGCCCCACCCACGGCCACGGCCACUAACGGAGAACGCGAUCAGCGGUACGAGGACGGCCGCCAUGGCCGUACAGAAGUCGGCUCGUCGAGUAAAUCGCGCAGCGGGACACGGGUGCUCGGAGACUACACCCUGAGCAAGACGUUGGGGGCGGGGAGCAUGGGUAAAGUGAAGCUCGCACACCACAACAUCACCGGCGAGAAGCUCGCGGUCAAAAUCCUGCCUCGGGUGCCCACCAGCGGCUCAGGGACGGCACCGACGUCGGACGCGGCGGCGAAGCAGGCGUCCAAAGACGCCUCGAAGGAGAUAAGGACGCUCCGGGAGGCGGCGCUGUCGAUGCUCCUCCACCAUCCGUACAUCUGCGGUAUGCGGGAGAUGAUUGUUCACCAGCACCAUUACUACAUGGUGUUCGAGUACGUGAGCGGGGGGCAGAUGCUGGACUACAUCAUCAGCCACGGCCGGUUGCGGGAGCGUGUGGCCCGCAAGUUCGCGAGGCAGAUCGGCAGCGCCCUCGACUACUGCCACAAGAACAACGUCGUGCAUCGAGACCUCAAGAUCGAGAACAUCCUCAUAUCGCACUCGGGUAACAUCAAGAUCAUUGAUUUUGGGCUUUCGAAUCUGUAUGACCCUGUCGGUCGUCUCGGGACGUUCUGCGGGUCCCUGUACUUCGCGGCGCCGGAGCUUCUGAACGCGAAGGCGUACACAGGCCCGGAGGUCGACGUGUGGAGCUUCGGCGUCGUGCUGUACGUGUUGGUGUGUGGGAAGGUGCCUUUCGACGACCAAAGCAUGCCGGCGCUGCACGCGAAGAUCAAGCGUGGAUUGGUGGAAUACCCGGUGUGGCUGAGCGCAGAAUGCAAACAUUUGCUCACGCGGAUGCUGGUGACUACGCCGAGCGCUCGUGCGCCGCUGUCUGAGGUGCUGAACCACCCGUGGAUGACGCGUGGAUACCGCGGCGCGCCCGAUUCGCACCUGGUUCAUCGUGAGCCACUGCGUGCCGAUGAGCUCGACCGAAACGUCAUCAAGGGCAUGAAGGGCUUCGAGUUCGGGACCGAGGACGACAUUGAGCAGAAGCUGAUCGAAGUGCUGGAAUCGGAUUCAUAUUACCGUGCGGUGCAGUAUUGGGAGCGGAAACGAAUGGCGAAUGGGCAUAAUGGCCACGGACGUUGGGGCGAGUCCUUCUCCAACUCUUCGCUCGCGAUAUCCAACGACGGUAGUUACUCGACAACAGCGACCAAGGUUGACCAAUCGCCGUCGAAGAAGUCGAAGCGCUUCUCUGGGUUUGACUUCUACCGUCGCAAGCUGUUCUCACCCUCGUCGUCGCCACCCAGCACGCCGAUCGCCCAAUCUCCGCCUGGUUCGACGUCGCAUAUGUCGAACACCUCGCUGCUUGAUUCUGCGCGCGAGCCGCCUGAUCCGACAUAUGGCUUCCAUCCACUAAUUUCUAUCUAUUUCUUGGUCCGCGAGAAGAUGGAGCGCGAGAAGGUCUACGGCCCGGGUCAUUUCGCUAGCUCUCAGCUUUCCUUGGAGGCGAGCUCUCGGCCAGACGCUACGGCCGUUGAUGCACCCGCGCCUCCCCCAACCUCGGCAAAAAUGCUCUCCCAGCCCUCUGUUCGCAAACGCGACCCACCCUUAACAGGAAAGCCAGACUACAGUAUGCCACUUCCCCGUCUCCCCGCGCCCGAGACGUCGCACUACUCGGGCCUGUCAUACGACGUCACCCCGGCAACGCCCUCCCCCACUACGUCCACCUUCCCGCAACCUCGCGCGCGCGAUGCAGCGUUUGCGUCACCGAAGCCCUCCCCCCAGAGCCCUCUACCUAAGAAUGUCGCGGCGUCCCCCGCCCGUCUGUCUAUGUCUAUGUCUAUGCCCCGCGAGCCUGCGAAUACCGCACAUCGCCGAAGCCACAGCCUAAGCCAGCGCCCGAGCGUGCGCGGGUGGCACGGCAUGUUUGGGCUGGGCGGAACAGAGGAGGCCAGCGAGGAUGGGACGAUUCGCCGCAGGGACUUCGCGGAGUCCCCACGCACGGCUGGUCCCGAGUUCACCAGCUUCGCGGAUAGGAUGGGACAACCGCCAAGGGAGCCCGCGGGUCCUGAAAGAGAGAGCGAGGAGGAGCCGCGCACGCCACUCGUGUUGUCGGCGGGCGCAACGCUCGUGCGUAAGUUCGGCAGCAUCCUUGGUGGCGGCCGGAACGACGACUCCAGACGAUCAGGUACGCCGACGAAGCGUGGCAGCAUCCUCACCAGCUUCUCUCCCCGACCGUCUACGGAUGGCGAGGUGCUGGAAAAGGAGAAAGAGCCGCAGGCGCAGAAGAAUGGGGUCACCUUCAGCGCCGCGGACGAGAAGGUGGCUCAGCAGCAGCGCCAAUCCGACGCAGGAGGUCCGAUCACUCAGAGCCAGAGCCAACCUGUGGGUUCGAUCCAUCGUCGUGCAGCGACUAUCCUAGACCCUCAGGGGCGCUCGACUCGCCAUGAGCGUAGGAGCAGCACGGGAGCAGCGUUGCUAACUGGUGUUGGCGGCACGAUUGGCCGGCAUAGGAGACCGUCGACUGGUAACUCGUACACAUACUCCAAGCCGCUUGGUGAGAGGUUGUUCGGGCGCACAGACGAGGAGGAUGAGCAGCAGACUGCCGAGAACGGGGAUAACGGAGAUACCGGAGAGCCUCCCGGUCUGCAUGGCGAGGACGACGUAGCUCAAGGCGAGGAGGGCCAAACAGAGGACAGAGAGUUCAAGCCCGUGUACCUCAAGGGACUAUUCAGCGUCGCGACCACAUCAACGAAACCGCCUAAUGUCAUCAAAGCUGACGUCAAGCGAGUACUGGACCGCAUGCAAGUGCAAUACCGCGAGACGAAGACGGGCUUCGAGUGCAUUCACAUGCCAUCGAUCGAUGUCUCUUCCCUGCUUCCCGCUCCCUCUGCACAUGGGAAGCGGCCCUCAAGCAGCUCUCACGAAGACCGCCACCGCACUCUCACCAAGAAGGCGUCGAAACGGUCGUUUGGUAUGAUGAGCAAAGAUAGGGAGCGCGAGCCGAAGGACAAGGAAUUGCCUAGUCGUCCUUCUGGCGCGACGACUCUCAGCACCACUGCCAGCAGUGCGUCCUCGUCGUUCUUCCAUGUGUCUUCCAAUGCACACACUACCACUGUCGAAGCUGCCCGCUCGAGCACGUUGGAAAACCUCGCGGCACCGGAGGAAUCGACGCGUCCACAGUCGCCUGCAAAGGGCAAGAACUUGCCGCCUAUACCCCAUGACCACGCUCCGGCAAGCCCUCAGCCCCCACCAGCGUCCCCCUUGCCCACUGGCCCGGUGGAUCCAAACCUGUUUGAGAUCAUUGGUGCCAGCUCCCUUGCUGUGCGAUUUGAAGUAAAUGUUGUGAAGGUUCCUUGGCUACCCCUCCACGGCAUCCAAUUCCGCAGGCUGGGCGGCGAUGGUUGGCAAUAUCAUAUGCUGGCACGCCGCGUGUUGACGGAGCUCAAGUUAUGACCCCUGCUUUCUCGCGGAUAGCUCGUCAGUUCUGUUUUUGUUUCGUGUGCAUUCGGUUUCAGCUUGGGCUUCGGUCUCCGGCUUCUAUCUCGCCUUCAACUAAUCGCACCCCCGUACAUAUCACCGUAUCGCCGUAUACUCGGAUAUUUUGCGCUUUGAGCUGUGCCAUGCGUUCUUCACUCCUCUUCGUGCUCCUGGUGCGGUCGUUUUGUUUCUACCUUGGGCUAGAACCAACACAUAUCCUUCUUUAUGACGACUCGGAAAUGCGCGCGCCUUCCUGCGUAUCAUGCUGUUAUGCCACUACCUACCUACCUACCUACCUACAUACAUACAUACAUACCUACCCACCUCUUUACGAUCAACGACUUCCUACCACUUGUAUGAAUGCU